Molecule: messenger RNA, 2974 nt
Organism: Dreissena polymorpha
Lineage: Eukaryota; Metazoa; Mollusca; Bivalvia; Myida; Dreissenidae
Product: ATP-dependent RNA helicase DDX24-like
Exons: 19
Coding region: 33-2897 (954 amino acids)
Cellular component (GO): nucleolus
Molecular function (GO): ATP binding; nucleic acid binding; RNA helicase activity
Source: RefSeq, a predicted model, not a curated record
GUAUGUAAACAAAUAAUGAGAUUAAUUUCAACAUGGCUGACAUUAUCCACGUGAAAGCCUUAUCCGCAUGGAAAUCGGUUGAUUUUAGUCACUUAAAAACUUCAAAAUCUGAUUUUGAUGGUAUCAUAAGUUUUGAAGAACUCACUGAUUAUGAAAUUAUCAAGAACAAUGACAUUGGUGGAAAGAAGAGAAAGAAAACGAAAAGUGGAGAGAUUGCAGAGAAUGAUGUGUUGCUGGAAUCAAGCAAAGGAAAGAAGAUGAAAAAGGGAAAGAAAGCAAAGAUGUCACAUGACUCGGACAUAGUUGAAGAAAAUGGCAGUGGUGGGAAUCUGGAAGAGAAGCCAAAUAUUGCUAGAGAGGAGGAAGAAGAACUGAUGAUGAAGGAAAUGUUGAAAUUGCACAAAAAACGAAAGGAGAAGCAAAAAAAGAAAAGGAAACAGAAAGCAGACAGCGGCAAAACAAUGUCUGAAAAGGGGACAGAAGAAUCUAUCAAUUCAAAAAUGCAUACAAAUAAAAAUGUUAAGAAACAAAAAAACACACAUGACUCAGAAACAGUGAAAGUUACGGGUGAACAACCUAUAGUAGGAACUGUUGUAAAAACUGCAGACACAAAUGUUGAUAACAUUGCUCUGAUUAUGGUAGAAAAUGUAAACAAGGAAAAAGACAUUGAAAAACUUAAAAUGAAGAAAAAGCUUGAAUUGAAAAAGAAGAGGAAGGAAAAACAAGAGUUGAAAAAGAAACAAAAAAAGGAGACACAGAAAAAGAUGGUUGAAGAUAAGAAGACAGAAAAGAAGGGUCAGCCCCAAAUUAAGAAACAAAAGCUGCAAAACAGUUCUGCAGAGACUUGUGUGAUUGAUGAAUCACUUGAAGGUAUGGAGAAUUGGCAGGAGCUGUUCGUGCCCAGACAGGUGAUGUGGGCCCUUCGAGAUCAGGGGUUCAAGGAGCCCACCCCCAUACAGGCCCAGAUCUUGCCCUCCGCCAUAAGGGAUCAGAUGGACAUUGUCGGGGCAGCUGAGACGGGCAGUGGAAAGACAUUAGCAUUUGGAAUUCCUGUCCUGCAUUUUAUCUUGGAGCAGAAAAAGUUGGAGCUUGAAAAGGAUUCAGUGGACAGAGGCGCUGACAGUGGAGUGGACAGCAUGAUUGUUGACAGUGAUAAAGACGAUGGGGAAGUUUAUCAGGCAGUGAGUAGGGACAGCCAAAACUUUAAGCAAGAUACUCACACAGAAAUGGAGGAGAAAGAAGGAAGCAGUGAAUCCGAGGAAGAAGAAUUAGAAGAAAUAUCAGAGGAUGGUAAAGGGUGUGUCCGAGUGGUCAAGGACGUGGACAUGAGCUGGAUGACCUCUGACCCUGCACCGAUGGGUCAAGGUCAUUUAGGGGUUACAACCCCACGAAGGUCGUACCCGCGGGCGUUGAUCCUUGAGCCCACACGAGAGUUGGCCAUCCAGGUUAAGAACCACCUUCAGGCUGUGGCCAAGUACACAGAUGUGAAGAUAGCAGCAAUAGUAGGGGGCCUGGCUCUUGAGAAGCAGAGGAGGAUCCUCAAGAAGUGUCCGGAUGUGAUUGUGGCCACCCCUGGAAGACUGUGGGAGCUGGUGCAAGAGGGUGAGGUGUACCUAUCAGAGGUGGAGAAGACGCCCCAUGUGGUGGUGGACGAGGCAGACAGGAUGAUAGAGAAGGGACACUUUGAGGAGCUCUCUAAACUGCUCGAGAAGAUGAAACGGGAAGGUAACAGUGAGACUCGCCACACGUACGUGUUCUCUGCCACUCUCACACUGAUACACACCGGGCCACAGAGGGUCCUGCAGAAACGCAAGAAAAAAAUGGACGAGAAGACGAAACUUAUAUAUCUCAUGAAGAAGAUGGGACUGAAGCACAAGCCGAAGGUGGUGGACCUGACCACCAAGAUGGGGACGGUGGACUCAUUGACGGAGGCCAGGAUCAACUGCACCAAGGAGGAAAAGGACAUCUACCUGUACUACUUCCUGAAGCAGUACCCCGGUCGGACUCUGGUGUUUGCCAACAGCAAGGACUGCAUACGCAGGCUAGUGUCUCUGUUUGGGCUCCUGCAGUGCCAGCCCCUGCCCCUACACGCCGACAUGCACCAGAGACAACGACUGAAAAACCUCGACAGGUUCACAGCCAAUCCUCGAGGUCUGCUGCUGGCCUCGGACGUGGCUGCCCGCGGCCUUGACAUUCCCAACGUGCAGCACGUGAUCCACUACCAGGUUCCUCACACAGUGGAGAAUUACGUCCAUCGCAGUGGUCGUACUGCGCGUGCUAAUAAAGAGGGUCUCAGCGUGAUGAUUGUUGGACCCGAUGAUGUGAAGAACUACCGGAAGAUUAUCAGCACGCUCAAUAAAAAUGAGGACCUCCCAAUGUUUCCGACGGAACAGGAAUAUGUUGCUGAAAUAAGAAAUCGCGUGAAUCUUGUCCGCAAGAUUGAGUCAGAAGAGUACAGGUUUAAGAAGAAGAAGCGUCAGAAUGAAUGGUUUGAGAAGGCAGCCGAGGAGGCAGGGAUAGAUAUAGAAGAUGAAGGGCUAUUGGAUGAUAUAGGAGACGAUGUGGCGCAGGCCAAACAUCAACAGUAUCUGCAGCGUAUGAAGCACGAGCUGGCCCUGAUGCUCAAGCAGCCUGUGCACACCCACUCCUCCUUCACAAAGUACCCAACAAAGUCCGGGAGACUGGUACUCCCAGCAACAGACGUCAAUACUAAAGAUGCCCUUACACAGAUCAAAAAGAGCAGGAAAUCUGAUGAAGAAAAGGUCAAAGAUCAAGGAGAGGUCACUAAACCAAUGUCAAGCUCUCAGAAACGUCGACUACUAAGACUGAAAAAACGACUUGAAACGGCAGAAAAUGAGCCGAAGACAGCAGAAAUAGAGCAAAAGACUGAUUUAUAGUGUAAAUUUGUCGUCUUUUAAUGGAGAUAUGUAGUUAUGAAUCUUUCGUUUUAAAAUACAGUAUCAAAAACGAUGAA